CGCUUUGCUUGCUAUCAAUGAAUAGCUUGUCUUUGCUUUGUCUUUCAUAGGAACUUGGCAGACUCCGGAGACCUGAGCAAUCGCUGCUACAGGAGGAAAGACCUUGAUUUUUAUCUGAAUUAGUUUACAAUUAAAUGGCUGAUAAACAAAUUAGUUUGCCUGCCAAGCUGAUAAAUGGAGGAAUAGCUGGACUGAUUGGGGUAACCUGUGUCUUUCCCAUUGACUUGGCUAAGACUCGUCUACAGAACCAGCAAAAUGGCCAACGAAUGUACACCAGCAUGUCAGACUGCCUUAUUAAAACAAUACGUUCAGAAGGAUAUUUUGGCAUGUACAGAGGUGCAGCUGUAAAUUUAACCCUUGUUACACCAGAGAAGGCAAUCAAGUUAGCAGCAAAUGACUUCUUUAGACAGGCUCUAUCCAAAGAUGGGAAGCUGACACUGUUUAAGGAGAUGCUGGCUGGAUGUGGUGCUGGCACAUGCCAAGUAAUUGUUACCACCCCUAUGGAGAUGCUGAAAAUCCAGCUGCAAGAUGCAGGAAGAUUGGCUGCUCAGAAGAAAAUCAUGGCCGGACAAGCAGGAGCAAACAGUGGAGCAGCAGAGGCCAGUCUGGCACGGCCUACAGCCAUUGCAAUCUCCCGGGAACUACUGAGGAGUAAAGGGAUAGCUGGAUUGUACAAAGGUCUGGGAGCUACUCUUUUAAGGGAUGUACCAUUUUCAAUAAUAUAUUUCCCCCUCUUUGCCAACUUGAACAAACUUGGUCAGAAAACUCCAGAUGAGAAAUCUCCCUUCUUUGUGUCUUUCCUUGCUGGCUGUGCAGCAGGGAGCACUGCUGCUGUUGCUGUUAAUCCAUGUGAUGUGAUUAAAACAAGAUUACAAACAUUGCAGCGAGGAGUAAAUGAAGAUACUUACUCAGGAAUCAUAGACUGUGCCAGGAAGAUCUGGAGGAGCGAGGGUCCCGCUGCCUUCCUGAAGGGGGCGUACUGCAGAGCCCUGGUUAUUGCUCCACUUUUUGGCAUUGCACAAGUCAUCUAUUUUGUAGGCAUUGGUGAAUUUAUCCUGGGCUUCUUACCCUCCAAGCGUGAUUAACGACAACCUUCAGUCACCUUCUUUUAGCAACACCCUAACUUCAGCUCUUCUUGCCACACAGCCCACGUGUGGACACUUCCUGGCCCUGCCUUUUGUCACUUGUGGGUUCAUAAGCUGGAAGACCUUCUUUCACAAGUGCGAUCUGUCCUGAAUACCUGCAGAGCCUUGCAGCUAGUUAGGUAGCAUUCCACACUGGCAAGCAGGACACAGUGUUAAACCUGACAGGCAAGAAAGCUGUAGUACGUCUGGUUGUUAUGGCUUACGUUGCUGGAACACAUUUUGUUUUAUUAUGUUAAAUGGUAAAGGUCUCUGAUUCAGACCUAACAAUCAUGUUGUUAUUUUAAGCUCUGCUGCAUGGACCUGCAACAUGCCGUACGUGGAAGGCCACGUCCA
Molecule: messenger RNA, 1478 nt
Organism: Nanorana parkeri
Lineage: Eukaryota; Metazoa; Chordata; Amphibia; Anura; Dicroglossidae
Gene: SLC25A22
Product: solute carrier family 25 member 22
Exons: 9
Coding region: 135-1085 (316 amino acids)
Biological process (GO): L-glutamate transmembrane transport; malate-aspartate shuttle; aspartate transmembrane transport
Molecular function (GO): L-glutamate transmembrane transporter activity; L-aspartate transmembrane transporter activity
Source: RefSeq, a predicted model, not a curated record